UUUUAUUUUUGUUACACUACAACUGAUCCACUGAACUUACCUCGCAGAUAUAAUUUUCAUCUGAAUGACUUCUCCGUCGUGAAACUGUAUGUAUUAGUAGGAUCUAUAGAAUUGACUGUGUAAUGGUCAGGUGGACAGCUCCUCGCAGUUUAAAAUGGCGGCGUUGAGCAGCGCCGAGUCCCCACCGCCCGUUUUUAACGGAGACGCCACGGAGCGGGAGCCGGGAAGACCGAGCGGCGUGGAGGAGCUGGGCCCAGGUUUGGACUCUUCGUGCACGUCAGGGAUUCCCGGAGGUCCGCAGGAAGAGGAGAUCUGGAACAUCAAACAAAUGAUAAAACUGACACAGGAACACUUAGAGGCUCUAUUGGAGAAAUUUGGGGGAGAACACAACCCUCCCUCUAUAUAUUUGGAGGCAUACGAAGAGUACACCAGUAAACUGGACGCGCUGCAACAGAGGGAGCAGCAGCUGCUGGAGGCCAUGGGGAAUUGCACCGACCUGUCCACUUCUCCUAUGCCAGGACUGAUGGAGUUUAAGAUACAAGGCAAUGAAGUCCGAGGUGGAGCUCAGGCCUUUCCCUCAGCCCCCAACACAUUAGCAGUUCUGCAGACCCCCACUGACACUGGACGAGCUAAUCCACGCUCCCCCCAGAAGCCUAUUGUCCGGGUGUUCUUGCCAAACAAACAGAGAACAGUGGUCCCAGCCCGCUGUGGGAUGACUGUGAGGGACUCGCUGAAGAAAGCUCUGAUGAUGCGAGGGCUCAUCCCAGAGUGCUGUGCAGUCUAUAGAAUACAGGAUGGUGAGAAAAAGCCUAUUGGCUGGGACACAGACAUCUCCUGGCUGACUGGAGAGGAGCUCCAUGUUGAAGUGUUGGAGAAUGUGCCGCUUACCACGCAUAACUUCGUGAGGAAGACCUUCUUCACAUUGGCCUUCUGUGAUUUCUGCAGAAAGCUGCUGUUCCAGGGUUUUCGCUGUCAGACCUGUGGCUACAAGUUCCACCAGCGCUGCAGCACAGAGGUUCCUCUCAUGUGUGUCAACUAUGACCAGCUAGACUUGUUGCUUGUAUCAAAGUUCUUUGAGCAUCACCCGUUCAGCCAGGAAGAGGUCUCCUCGGAGGGAACCACGCCUGUGUCUGAUCUCUGUCCAUUUCUCCCUCCAUCAGACUCCACUGGGUCUAUAUACCACACUACAGUGUCCCCGUCUAAGUCUAUCCCCAUCCCAACUAGUUUUCGGACAAGUGAGGAGGACCACCGCAACCAGUUUGGCCAGCGAGAUCGUUCGUCCUCUGCCCCCAAUGUCCAUAUUAACACCAUUGAGCCAGUCAACAUUGAUGACCUUAUUCGUGAUCAUGGUUUGCAGAGGUCUGAUGGAGGCUCCACCACUGGGUUGUCUGCCACACCUCCAGCAUCUCUUCCUGGUUCACUGACCAAUGUCAAAGCCCCACAAAAGUCACCAUGCCAACAAAGGGAGCGCAAGUCCUCCUCAUCAUCUGAGGAUCGCAAUAAAAUGAAAACCUUGGGCAGAAGGGACUCCAGUGAUGAUUGGGAAAUUCCAGAGGGUCAAAUCACGCUUGGUCAGAGGAUAGGCUCUGGAUCCUUUGGAACUGUCUUUAAAGGAAAGUGGCAUGGUGAUGUGGCUGUGAAAAUGCUGAACGUGACUGCUCCCACUCCACAGCAGCUUCAGGCCUUCAAGAAUGAAGUGGGAGUCCUCAGGAAAACACGCCAUGUCAACAUCCUGCUGUUCAUGGGCUACACAACCAAGCCCCAGCUGGCAAUUGUGACCCAGUGGUGUGAAGGCUCCAGUCUGUACCACCACCUGCACAUCAUCGAGACAAAAUUUGAGAUGAUCAAGCUGAUUGACGUCGCCCGGCAAACAGCUCAGGGCAUGGAUUACCUGCAUGCCAAGUCCAUCAUUCACAGAGACCUGAAGAGCAACAAUAUUUUCCUCCAUGAGGAUCUGACUGUAAAGAUUGGUGACUUUGGUCUAGCCACAGUCAAGUCUCGUUGGAGUGGCUCCCACCAGUUUGAACAACUGUCUGGUUCAAUACUUUGGAUGGCUCCAGAGGUGAUCAGGUUGCAGGACAAGAAUCCCUACAGCUUCCAGUCUGACGUGUAUGCUUUCGGCAUUGUGCUUUAUGAGCUCAUGUCAGGAGCUCUGCCCUACUCGAAUAUUAACAACAGAGACCAGAUUAUCUUUAUGGUGGGUCGAGGUUACCUUUCACCAGACCUGAGCAAGGUUCGCAGCAACUGUCCUAAGGCCAUGAAGAGACUGAUGGCAGAUUGCUUGAAGAAAAAGAGAGAAGAGCGACCUCUCUUCCCCCAGAUUUUGGCAUCUAUUGAACUGCUGGCUCGUUCGUUACCCAAAAUCCACCGCAGCGCCUCAGAGCCUUCCUUAAAUCGAGCUGGCUUUCAGACAGAAGACUUCAGUCUGUACUCCUGCGCCUCACCGAAAACCCCCAUUCAAGCUGGAGGAUAUGGGGAGUUUUCUGCAUUUAAGUAAUUACAGCCAGCACAGCGGGACAUCUCUCAUCACCUCUCAAAUGUCUUGUGUUCUUGCGGUGGAUUCAUUGAUUCCUGGGAAAUAAUAGAAAAACAAAACCUGAAAUAAAGUUCAAAGAAUGUGCAGUUUUUUUCCUUGGCCACCCUGAAGGAGACACCUUCACUAUUGUCCCUUUCACAACAAUAGGAAGGACUACUAAGGCGUUGAAGAAAAAGAAGAUGCAAGAUCUCUGGACAAAAUGCUUUUAGAUGAAACCUGCAAACUGAAUAAAUUGGUUUGUAUGUUUGACGCAAAGCUAGAGGCUGGAAUAGUAGUCCCGGGAGCUGAACUGCAUUUUAAUGGGCAGCGGAACCAUGCCAAGUGAAGAAUCUUCUCGUCCCUGAAAGAAGUCUGAGUUACUCCGGAAGAAUGUUGACAUGAAAAAUCUUUUUCACUUCUCAUUUCAUAUUUUUGCUAGCUGUUGCUUAGAGUGCAGACCAUCUAAAGAGCCAUUUUAGAGAAAAAGGUUUCCUCUGAGUCAUGCUGCAGGCUUUCUUGUCUUUCUUUUUUUUUUCUUUUUAGAUUAUUUGUGUGGUACUCCUGGCCAUUUAUUUUAUUUUUUCGAAAGUAGGCAGACAGGAAAUGGGUUGGAGAGAAGGGGAAGACAUACAGUACCGGGUCUCCGGGGUCAGAACUAGAACCCGGGACAACUGCGUCGAGGCAUGAAUUCUCCGUAUAUGGGUCACGUCUUCUAUUGCCAGCAACAUGCCGCACCCUUCCUGUGUUGCUUUGAGCCCUUUGUGAUCUUAAUUCUGCAAAAACAAAAACAGCUUUAUGUUUGGACUAACAC
Girardinichthys multiradiatus is the source of this 3326-nucleotide messenger RNA. RefSeq names its product B-Raf proto-oncogene, serine/threonine kinase (gene braf). Bases 155 to 2497 code for a protein of 780 amino acids. Gene Ontology annotation, molecular function: ATP binding; protein kinase activity. The transcript is spliced from 21 exons. Gene Ontology annotation, cellular component: plasma membrane; mitochondrion; cytosol. Gene Ontology annotation, biological process: signal transduction; protein phosphorylation. The record is from RefSeq and is a predicted model, not a curated record. Lineage: Eukaryota; Metazoa; Chordata; Actinopteri; Cyprinodontiformes; Goodeidae.